Molecule: messenger RNA, 2956 nt
Organism: Daphnia pulex (common water flea)
Lineage: Eukaryota; Metazoa; Arthropoda; Branchiopoda; Diplostraca; Daphniidae
Exons: 10
Coding region: 1-2478 (825 amino acids)
Biological process (GO): monocarboxylic acid transport; transmembrane transport
Molecular function (GO): monocarboxylic acid transmembrane transporter activity
Source: RefSeq, a predicted model, not a curated record
AUGGAAGACAACCAUAAAGAUGUUCUUGCCAGGAGUCAGUCGUGGGCCGUCAUCAGACCCGUCGAGAGGCUGACCUCCGAGAGAAAAGGAAGCGUCGCUAAUGGAGAAGAUGAAGACUCGGCCGCUGUUCCGAUUCAAGAGGCACAAAGCUACAAACUUGACAAGACGUCGGAAGCGGCCGUUGUCCGGCGACUAAUGGAAACACUGACGGAACAUCAGCCGUCAACGGACACUGGCCAUUCUGCCGCAAGUUUGAAGGUCCAUUUUCGCUGCUCGCUGGACGACAUCAGCAACGAUAACGACGACAAGGACAACUCGAGUUUGAACGAUGGCGCUGCCGGCGAUUGCUCUUACCGGAGCCACUCGGCAGAAGCGACUUCUUGGAGCGCCAGUGAAAGCGACCUAACCGGACCGGUAGGUGAGGAUGAGGAUGACGUCAACUUGGCACCCGACGGAGGUUGGGGAUGGGUCAUAGUAGCGGCCAGUUUCGUCAUCCAUUUGAUUGCCGAUGGAAUCACCUUUUCCUUCGGAGUCAUCUACGCUGAACUGCUUGACUAUUUCCAAGAAUCUAAGGGCUACACUGCAGUCAUUGGGAGUUUGUUUAUGGCGACUCCGCUACUUUCCGGGCCGCUUGCCUCAGCACUGACAGACCGAUUCGGUUGCCGGGCAGUUACAAUCGCAGGAUCUAUCGUAGCAGCCAUAGGAUUAUUUCUCACUUCACUGUCCAAUUCGGUGGAAGCAUUGUUCCUGACGUUCCUAAUCGCCGGAUUGGGGCUUUCGCUGUGUUACGUGGCAGCCAUCGCUGUGGUGGCUUUUUACUUCGAUAAACGUCUCUCGUUAGCCACGGGAUUGGCGGUAUGCGGCAGUGGUAUUGGUACUUUUAUUUUUGCUCCCAUCACACAAUACCUCAUUAACGAGUACGGCUGGAGAGGCGCUAUGCUAAUUUUAUCCGGAAUCUUCCUCAACAUUGUCAUCUGUGGCGCUUUAAUGAGAGAAAUUGAAGGACCCGGUGGAACUUUGCGCGGAAAUGCCAAGGGAAAAAUUAGUCGUUCGACUUCGGCAGAACAGACAUCCACCGGCUUUCGGUCACGUAACUGCAGCGAGAGUGACACGGAACAUCAGCGACUGUCCAGCGAUUCACCUGCAGUUCUAAUGGAAAUUAAAGCAGCCGCAGAUUCCACUUUUCUUGAAUUUGAACGCGACGACGACACAAGGCUUUGUAAUUCGCUCAUAAAUCUGCCGACAUUCUUGCGGCAUGGUGACAAAAUCCCGCACGAAGUUUUGAUGACCAUUACAAAUAACCCUCGCCUCUAUGGAAUUGUGCUGGCCAACUAUCCGACUCUAUUCGACGGUUACGUAGUCAACGAAAACAAAGAAGCGGAGCGGUCGAUAACUACCACCGAGAAUUCGCCCAAAAAAUGCAAGGAUCCCAUCAAUUCCAAGGACGCGGCCGCCGCCUUAUUGACCAGCAAAGAAACAGUACACCCUCACGGACACCCUUGGCACACUGCUUACCUGAACGGUUUGAAAAUUAAAAAACGGUCGUUAACUUACCGCGGUGCAAUGCUCAAUCUGCCACGCUAUCGGCUACGGGCCUCUUCCUGUCCAGAUAUUUACCGCAAUUCCAUCACAACCAUCGCAAGGGAAAAGGAAGGAGCCUGCUGGGACUAUUUGGAGGAAUUGCGCGAAGUGUUCAUGUUCGAUUUCUCUUACUUGUCGAACCCGAGUUUCGUCAUGUUUGCCAUUUCUAAUGGACUUCUCUAUUGUUGCUACCAUGUCCCGUACAUUUAUUUGACGGAUUGGGCGAAAACCCAAGGACAACCCAAGGACGACGAAUCAUUAGAAGAAUUUUUAUACAACACUCCGUCCGGACAAUCCGAAGAGCCUUCUUUUCUAUUGUCGAUUGUGGGCAUUCUCAACACGUUAGGAGUGAUUAUUGUGGGCUAUCUUGGGGAUCGAUCCUGGGCCAACCCCACUUGGAUAUACUCCGCGAGCAUGUUACUGUGUGGACUGUCUACGGCUGUUGUCCCUCUUCUACCCGGAUCCCCCUGGUUGGAAAUAGCGGCUGGCCUUUUCGGAUUGAGCAUUGCAGCCAAUUAUUCACUCGUCUCUGCCAUUCUAGUCGAAUUGAUCUCGCUUGAACGCUUUGUCAACGCUUACGGUCUACUUCUUCUCUUCCAAGGAGUCGCCAAUUUGAUUGGACCGCCGUUAGCUGGUUGGAUCAGUGAUUUGACCGGCUCGUACGAUUUAUCAUUUUACAUUGCCGGUAUUUUUAUCGUUCUCUCGGGAGCUAUUCUAGUCCUUUUGCCAGUCUCCCAGCACAUCAAAUCGCGCAUGUCUGCCGCCAACGUUGCAGACAGUCUAGAGACGGGAAUGCUGGCUAAAGAAGAGAAUCAGCAAGGACGGACGAUUCAAACGUACAUCAAAACGAAAGAUUCAAACAGACUAGGUCCAUCCGACAAGAGCACCCCCAUUUAGAGAACCCGCAGUUUCCGCAAGGCGACAAGACACACCUCUCAUUCUCUCUUCUACAUUGUUAACGUUUGGCCGCUCUCUCUCGUUUCUUAGCGCGAGCAGUAGCACGUGAUUCAACUUAGUGAUGGAUUUUUUCGAUUCCUUCCGAGCACUUUCUAGAACGACGAUGUUUUUUUUUAACGCUAGCUCGUGUAAGUGCUCCCCAAAGGAGUUUAUUCUUAAAAUUCCUCAUGUUUGGCCUUCGCACUUCCUUAAUCGAGUUUAACGAGUUUGCCUGAAAUUCUUUUUAAACAAAUUCUCCGAUUUAUACAGCAUGUAUGCAUAUUGACGAUUCAAAGGACAUUUAUACUUCAUUUUGAUGAUUCCAUCUUAUACCCAUCUUUAUCCCCAUCCCAAGACCCAUUUGCUGAAUUUUGCAUUUAACGCCCUUUUCGAUACAUUUUCAUCGAACUCGGAAACAUAGUACACAAUUUCAACUACA